Nematolebias whitei (Rio pearlfish) is the source of this 1167-nucleotide messenger RNA. It is a transcript of the gene rnf152, whose product is annotated as ring finger protein 152. Gene Ontology annotation, cellular component: lysosome. Gene Ontology annotation, molecular function: ubiquitin protein ligase activity. The record is from RefSeq and is a predicted model, not a curated record. The transcript has a single exon. The coding region runs from base 37 to 687 and encodes 216 amino acids. NCBI's taxonomy places the organism in Eukaryota, Metazoa, Chordata, Actinopteri, Cyprinodontiformes, Rivulidae. Gene Ontology annotation, biological process: positive regulation of autophagy; negative regulation of TORC1 signaling; protein polyubiquitination.
CUUUUGUCUGUUUGAGUUGCUAUAACCCGACAGUUAAUGUACCUGUCUAAUAUGGAUACACUUUCCCAGGAUUCAAUUCUUGAGUGCCAGAUUUGCUUUAACUACUACAGCCCCCGGCGGCGGCCUAAACUCCUGGAUUGCCGACACACGUGUUGCUCGGUGUGUUUGACUCAAAUGCGCAGCACCCAAAAGGAGAUCCGAUGUCCCUGGUGCCGCAAUGUCACCAGACUUCCUCCUGGCUUUUCUGUCUCUCAGCUCCCGGAUGACCCGGAUAUCAUCACAGUCAUCGCCAUUCCUCAUGCCUCUGAACACACACCCGUCUUCAUCCGCCUCCCCAGUAAUGGCUGCUACAUGCUGCCCCUGUCUGUCACUAAGGAGCGGGCACUUGGUCUGCCCGGGGAUCUGGGAUGUCGCUUCCUGCCUGGGGGCCAGCAAAAAGGGGUGACCGUGGUGACCAUGCCCGAGCAGCAGCCUCUGGGUCUGGCUGUGGGUCUGGAGGGUGUGGGGCUGGAUGGAGGUGAAGGGGAGAGGAGGAUUACUGGUCCGGUGGGCGGAGGAAAGGGUUCUACGUGGUCUGGUGUGUGCACAGUAAUUUUGGUGGCAUGUGUGCUGCUCUUCCUUCUGGGAAUUGUGCUACACAACAUGUCCUGCAUCUCCAAACGAUUCACUGUCAUUUCUUGCGGCUGAAGGACGCUGUUCUAAAUCUCGUGGACUCCACCAGUUGGCCCAGCUUCUCCUCUGAGAUGGAGUCUUCUGAGGAGAAGGGACUAAACUCACAUUAUGGGCAUUUCAGGAACAACAGAGCCAAGCAAAAUGACUCGAAUAAUGACAAAGAGGGCAAAAACAGAUCUGCAAAGUGAUCUGCCAUUGUGUGUCUCUAUUUCUUAUUUUGGGGACUGGAAUUUAAAUGUAAACCUGAUUUUGAGUUUUCACUUCCUUCCCAUCCAACAGAACUCUGCUGGCCCUGAGAACUCCCACCCCUCAAUGUUCUUUAUGUUCACUGAAAGAUAUCUAUGAUCAUCACUUCAGAUAGGUCUUUGAACAGCUGAUUGUGUUCACGUAUGAACUAGUCUGACGAUGUUUAAUCUGUGGUUAGUAGAAGUUCAUCUGUUAUCAUAGUGUUCAGCUCAGAGCGUUGUGUCUUCAGCUGCUCUGGCAGCUCCGAAC